AGCAUGCUUCGGUCACUAGGUGGCACUGUUGCCCAACAAGCCGCUGAAAGGGAGCCUGGGGCCUUCCGACCCUAACUCCAGAGGUUCAGGUCAACAUUCUGGCGCUUCCCACAUCGUUCAUCACGCUCUCAUCUCAGAACCAGAAACCAGCUAAAUGGAGGGAACACUGGGUCCCACCCAAGAACAAAAACGUUUCCUAUUGGUAGUGUUCAGAUCUCUUGGGAGACCAUCUCUGUCAGCUGCUCUAUGAUGGUUUUAGUCUUUAAAGAACUCGCUGCUCUCAAGGCACCUGGGAGAAUCGGUUGGUUGGUCAUCCGACUCUCGGUUUUGGCUCAGGUCACGGUCUCAGGGUUGUGGGAUUGAGCUUCUUGUCAGGCUCCAUGCUCAUCGGGGAAUCCGGGUUUUUUCUCUCUGCGCAUGCAUGUUACCUCUCAAAUCUUAAAAAAAAAAAACAACCACUCACUUCUCACACUUGGCUCUUUGCUCAGAGGAGGUUCCUCUGCACCUUCAAAUCCGGGUUCAUCCCACACCAGCUGCCUCCACUGAGCCGCCUAAAGUUCAACCCCAGCAUCAAAGUCCUGUACCCGAGGUGCUCGGUGGGGGUACUGUGUCUGCCCUGGCCCCCCUUCAGUUGGCCCCACUGUCACCAGAAAAGGUCGGUGAUGACAUUGCCAAGGCAGCCAGUGAUUGGAAGGGCCUGAGAAUGACAAACUUGAGGACAGGCCCAGAUCCAGGCGGGACCUGUUGCUGCUGUCCCGAUAAGCAGAGUCUCAAGGAACCCCCAAGAGACGGAAGCAGAAAAACAUUAAGCCCAGUCCAAAUUACCACUUUUGAUUUAUCAACAUUGCCUGACAGAUACAGCCCCAGUCUCGAGCUAGAGAGUUCUCUGGAACCAUUAAAGAGGUCCUGGAGACUGCCCAGUCCGUGGGCUGUGGUGCAGCAGGGUGCCCAGCUGGUUGAGAACUACCAAGGAACAUCCUUCAAUAAAGGAUCAUUUGACAACCCAAAAAACCCCUCACAGCUCAACUGAAAGCUUUCUAAUUACACUUGGACAUGGUUGCAGCAAGCUAUUUCUAAAACCCUGGACUGGGGUGGGAGUAAAACUUCCUCUUUUGCUCCAACAGCGCAGCUUUCUGAGCUAGGAAGCUGCUGAGGCCAGCAACUGGCUGUACUUCCUGCUGCCUUGACUUUGCAUAAGCUGGCUUUCCCGGGGGUAUCUUCCACCGGCCCCUUCCUCUAUCUGGGCAGCAAGGUCAGAAAUCCUCAUCUCCACGGGCCAUUCUGCUGCUCUUGGGUGCAACUGACACUCUUCGGGCUCUAUUCCCUCCGGCCCCAAACGAUUCUCUCUGGGAAGCCUCGAUUCCUGCCGGGAGCCAGCAGGGAGCAUCAGGCCUCUGCUCUACCAAAGCUGACCUCCCAGUGCAGGCGAUGGGACCCUCCAGGGUCACAUUUGAGUGGGGAUUUGACGGGCGUGACCCUUGGGUUACUCGGGGUGAGCCAGAAUGUCACACAGAGGGACAGAGGGGAGGCGGCAGGUUGGAAGCCUUAAGCCCUGGAGGCGUGGGGCCAGGAGGUUGUGAAUGACCAGGGGCCAGUUCUGGUUCAGCUGUUGCCUCGGGCGGCUCGAAGGUUUACGUGUUUGGAAAUAGAGGCCCUAAGGAAACACUUAAGGAAGCUGUUUGCCUCGGGGUCUUCUUCAAGGAUCUACUUGUUGGUGAUAAGGGACCUCCCGGGCUGGAGCUCCCUUGAACUUCCAGCUUCCUAAAUCACCUGGAUCCAAUCCUUUCAGCUGCACGGCUCUUCCUCCCGACAGCACAGUGACGUGCCAUGGCCCAAAGCCCCCCGCACCCCCCAACUCUGUGACAGGCUGGAGAUGGGAGGUGACUUCCUCCUGGGGACUCUGGGUGCAGAGAACAUGAGUUGGUGACUUCCCUAGUUCGAACUGAGCUGCUUCCCUCCAGACGAGGGGACGCUCCGUGUGGUGGUGGGACCCCGGCCGGCUCCUCCCUUGCUUCCUGUGCUCCCCGGGAACAAAGGUGGGGCCACAAACGGGAGCCCUGGGCAGCCUGCUGGCUGUUCGCUUCCUGCACCCAGCGUGGGCCCUCCCUGGGGAGGGGCUGAGCCCGCCCUGCUCAUGAUAAGGCGCAAGGGCUGCCCUCCGAAGAAAGCUCCAAAGAGAAAGCAAAGGGGGAAGGAAGCACUCACUGAGCUGCAGGUGUUUAGACUGAGGCCAGGAGUGGCUGACACUCCAACCCCUCCGCACUGCAGCCCCCAAACCCUUACAGGCAAGGUCACCACAGGGCCACUUCUACUUGAACGUGGGCAGCCUACAGGGCCCCGGCCCCCUGCCCGCCGUGCCUCCUUCCCAGCCUCCGGAGAGCCGCCACAGCCAUGGCGGGGAUGAAGACGGCCACCGGCGACUACAUCGACUCGUCCUGGGAGCUGCGGGUGUUCGUGGGAGAGGAGGACCCGGAGGCCGAGUCUGUCACCCUCCGGGUCACGGGGGAGUCGCACAUCGGCGGGGUGCUCCUGAAGGUCGUGGAGGAGAUUAAGCGCAAGCAGGACUGGUCGGACCACGCCAUUUGGUGGGAGCAGAAAAGACAAUGGCUGCUGCAGACGCACUGGACGCUGGACAAGUAUGGCAUCCUGGCCGACGCCCGCCUCUUCUUCGGGCCCCAGCACCGGCCCAUCAUCCUGCGGCUGCCUAACCGCCGGGCCCUGCGCCUGCGAGCCAGCUUCUCCCAGCCCCUCUUCCAGGCCGUGGCCGCCAUCUGCCGCCUCCUCAGUAUCCGGCACCCUGAGGAGCUGUCUCUGCUCCGGGCUCCUGAGAAGAAGGAGAAGAAGAAGAAGGAGAAGGAGCCGGAAGAGGAGUUGUAUGACUUGACCAAGGUCGUCCUGGCUGGGGGCGUGGCACCUGCAUUGUUCCGGGGGAUGCCAGCCCACUUCUCAGACAGCGCCCAGACCGAAGCCUGCUACCACAUGCUGAGCCGGCCGCAGCCGCCGCCGGACCCCCUCUUGCUCCAGCGCCUGCCUCGGCCCAGUUCCCUGUUGGACAAGACCCAGCUCCACAGCAGGUGGCUGGACUCCUCGCGGUGCCUCAUGCAGCAGGGGAUCAAGGCCGGGGACAUGCUCUGGCUGCGCUUUAAGUACUACAGCUUCUUCGACCUGGAUCCCAAGACAGACCCGGUGCGGCUGACCCAGCUGUAUGAGCAGGCCCGGUGGGACCUGCUGCUGGAGGAGACCGACUGCACUGAGGAGGAGAUGAUGGUGUUCGCAGCCCUGCAGUACCACAUCAACAAGCUGUCCCAGAGCGGGGAGGUGGGCGAACCAAGUGGCACAGACCGGGGGCUGGACGACCUGGAUGCAGCCCUGAACAACCUGGAGGUGAAGCUGGAGGGGUCGGCAUCCACGGAUGUGCUGGACAACCUCACCACCAUCCCGGAACUCAAGGACCAUCUCCGGAUCUUCCGGCCCCGGAAGCUAACCCUAAAGGGGUACCGCCAGCACUGGGUGGUGUUCAAGGAGACCACCCUGUCCUACUACAAGAGCCAGGAUGAGGCCCCGGGGGACCCCAUUCAGCAGCUCAACCUCAAGGGCUGCGAGGUGGUCCCCGAUGUCAAUGUCUCAGGCCAGAAGUUCUGCAUCAAACUCCUAGUACCCUCCCCUGAGGGCAUGAGUGAGAUCUACCUGCGGUGCCAGGAUGAGAAGCAGUACGCCCACUGGAUGGCCGGCUGCCGACUGGCGUCUAAGGGCCGCACCAUGGCGGACAGCAGCUACACCAGCGAAGUGCAGGCCAUUCUGGCCUUCCUCAGCCUGCAGCGGACAGGGGGCGGGGGCUCAGGCAACCACCCCCAGGGCCCUGACGCCUCUGCCGAGGGCCUCAACCCCUACGGCCUUGUUGCCCCCCGCUUCCAGCGGAAGUUCAAGGCCAAGCAGCUCACCCCCCGGAUCCUGGAAGCCCACCAGAACGUGGCCCAGCUUUCACUGUCUGAGGCCCAGCUGCGCUUCAUCCAGGCCUGGCAGUCCCUGCCCGACUUCGGCAUCUCCUAUGUGGUGGUCAGGUUCAAGGGCAGCAGGAAGGAUGAGAUCCUGGGCAUCGCCAACAACAGACUGAUCCGCAUCGACUUGGCCGUGGGCGACGUGGUCAAGACCUGGCGCUUCAACAACAUGCGCCAGUGGAAUGUCAACUGGGACAUCCAGCAGGUGGCCAUCGAGUUUGAUGAGCACAUCAACGUGGCCUUCAGCUGCGUGUCGGCCAGCUGCCGCAUCGUGCACGAGUACAUCGGGGGCUACAUUUUCCUGUCGACGCGGGAGCGGGCCCGCGGAGAAGAGCUGGAUGAGGAUCUCUUCCUGCAGCUCACAGGAGGCCAUGAGGCCUUCUGAGGCCUGUCUUAGCGCCCCCACUUUGCUCACUACCUGCUAUGGUCACGCCUAAGCCCACACCCCCUCCAGACAUGCACCGAGCUGGGCACAUUCACCUGCUGUCCCUGGUUUUGUGCAGACCAGGGACCUAACCGGGCCAGACUCUGCCAUCUCCCAGGCUAGGGAGGGUGGGUUACGAGCUCGUACAAUGCCCGCCCUUCCCUUGUCCGAGUGGCCAGGACCAACACCACUGACCCAGCUAGAGUUCCUGAGCACAUGAGGACAACUGGCUGUAGCUACGGGAUGAUGAUAAUUCAUGGUUUCAAACUGGAGCUUCUUUUUUAUGUUUUUACAUUUUUAAAAAUAAAUAUUUUAUUGUUGGAUCA
Molecule: messenger RNA, 4748 nt
Organism: Mirounga angustirostris (Northern elephant seal)
Lineage: Eukaryota; Metazoa; Chordata; Mammalia; Carnivora; Phocidae
Gene: FERMT3
Product: FERM domain containing kindlin 3
Exons: 15
Coding region: 2392-4383 (663 amino acids)
Biological process (GO): regulation of cell-cell adhesion mediated by integrin; leukocyte cell-cell adhesion; integrin activation
Cellular component (GO): cell-substrate junction
Molecular function (GO): integrin binding
Source: RefSeq, a predicted model, not a curated record